AUGGAAGAGGACGCCAAUAUAACAAGAAGCAUCAGCUCCUUUAUCCUACUGGGAUUCCCCACUUCUCGACCAGUUCAAAUUCUGCUCUUCUUGAUUUUUUUUUUUAUAUAUCUUUUAACCAUUGUGGAAAACCUGAUUAUCAUAAUUUCAAUUUGGACUAAUUCCAAACUGCAUAAGCCAAUGUACUUUUUCCUAGGGCACCUAUCCUUCUUGGAAACAUGGUAUGUUACCGUCACCGUGCCCAAGCUACUUUCUGUAUUUGUAGCUGAAAGUCGAGAAAUUUCACUUACUUCUUGCAUGGUACAGCUAUACUUCUUCAUUGCCUUGGUGUGCACUGAGUGUAUUUUACUGACUGUCAUGGCCUUUGACCGUUAUGUGGCCAUCUGUAAUCCCUUACAUUAUGUUACUAUCAUGAAUUGGAAUUUCUGCAUCCUCCUGGCAUUUGGAUCAUGGUUCACUGGCUUUCUUACAUCGCUGAUUAAAGUUUAUUACAUUUCCCGUGUCACCUUUUGUCGUUCCAAUGUUAUAAAUCACUUCUACUGUGAUGUCUCACCCAUUCUCAAUCUCGCCUGUACAGACAUGAAGUUAGCUGAGCUUGUUGACUUUGUACUUGCCUUAUUGAUACUUUUGGUACCAUUGCUCUUAACAUUUGUAUCCUACAGCUGUAUUCUACACACUGUUCUUUCCAUUCCCACCUCCAGUGGGAGACAAAAGGCCUUUUCGACUUGUACAUCUCAUUUGGUUGUCGUUGUUAUAUUCUAUGCAGCCACCCUCUUUAUGUAUGCUAGGCCAAAUAGGGCCAGGGCUGUUGACUACAACAAACUGGUGUCUGUCAUCUACACAGUAAUAACACCUUUACUCAACCCAAUGAUAUACUGUUUGAGGAAUAAGGAGGUUCAGCAAAUUUUAAACAAAAUGUUGUUUUCUAAAAAUUCGGAAUUCUAA
This is a messenger RNA of Bufo bufo (common toad), 945 nucleotides long. Its product is annotated as olfactory receptor 6B1-like. The record is from RefSeq and is a predicted model, not a curated record. Bases 1 to 945 code for a protein of 314 amino acids. Gene Ontology annotation, molecular function: olfactory receptor activity; G protein-coupled receptor activity. Lineage: Eukaryota; Metazoa; Chordata; Amphibia; Anura; Bufonidae. The transcript has a single exon. Gene Ontology annotation, biological process: G protein-coupled receptor signaling pathway. Gene Ontology annotation, cellular component: membrane.